GAAUCUCUAUUCAAUUCCAUUGAUAUAUGUCAGAAUAGAUAGUGUUUUGAGUUAAGAGAGGAAGAGUUGCGUUGUGGGUUGGGAAUCAUGUCGGAUCCUUACGAGCGGGUGAAAGGAGGCAGAUUAGCAUUCAAAGGAGGAAAACUCGCCACCCGCACAAAAACCAUUGACAAGAAGAAAAAUAAAAAGAAAUUGAAGAAGGACAAGAACCCUAACCCUAACCCUAACGAGGAAGAAGACAACGAACAACAGGGUGAGGGUGAGGGUGAGGGUGAGGGUGAGGGUGAGGGUGAGGGUCAGGUUGAGGUUGUUGGCCAGGGAUCAGAAUCAGCAGAGCCAGAGGCUUACACGAUUGACGCGGCGAAGCGAAUGAAGUACGAACAACUCUUCCCGGUUGAAUCCAAGAAGUUCGGUUACCAACCCAAACCCAACUUCAACUCCGUUGAGGAUGCCCUCGAUGAUCGCGUCAAGAAGAAGGCUGAUCGUUACUGUAAAUGACUCACUCACACAUUGUAGGUGUGCAAGGGAGUAGUUGAGCAUGCAGCCAUCUUACGGUGUUGUAAUGUGUUCUGUUUUCUAGUUUGGAUACACGUUCGACCUUUGAAUAUUUUGAAUGAAUCAAUAUUAUGCUACUACGCUACGGUAGAAUCAUGUGUAAUUUUAUCUCUCUCUCUGAGUUACAAUGAUUAACCCCUUUAACCAGUGUUUUAAAACCCCAUCCUGGGAUUGAUCCUACUGGGGCACUGACCCCCUAUCUCUGAAGGUUAUAGUCAGCAGUUAGACCUUGCAUGCACGUGACCUCUCUGACCCCAAAUGCUGUUGAAAAAGAAUUUGUAACCGAUAGAUAAAUUUCUAAUAGCAUAACAUAUUAA
Molecule: messenger RNA, 872 nt
Organism: Gastrolobium bilobum
Lineage: Eukaryota; Viridiplantae; Streptophyta; Magnoliopsida; Fabales; Fabaceae
Exons: 2
Coding region: 88-498 (136 amino acids)
Source: RefSeq, a predicted model, not a curated record